GUGGCGUGCUGCGGCUGCUAAGGAAGUGUCGUCGUUCCGAUUCCCGAUCCAUUCCUCCUCGAAGUUCGCUCACCUAGUGCGAGGAGAGUUCAAAAUUUGAAUUUUCAUACGCGGUUCAGUCCGGGUUCGAUUACGGCGGCGAACAGACGCGCGCGACUUAGGCUCGAAAAAUUUGCACUCCUCCACCUGGGAGUGCAUGCGCGACUAAACACAGGCAGUGACUAAAAGUGCAGCGGAUGCAGUUUAUUCAGCAAAACAAAAAAAGCGAAAGUCUACGUUGGGUGUGAUUGAGAAAAUAAUUGUGCUGGUUAGCAGAGUGACCUGCCCCCAAUUCGUGGUGGAUUACAGCUCGAUCGACUAGACCGGAUUCGUGAUCGGAUUGUCGGAUGAGCCAACCGGACCGCAGCAGCCGGCAGAGUUGUUAGUUCCGGUGUAAGGUGUAUGACGAUAGGAUGACGUCCAAAACUAACGGCGUCGAAGAUGCGGUCGCUCGGGAAGCGAUCGCGGCCCCUCGGGUGGGUUGUUGCCGGCGAAUAGCCAAGUUUAUGGUAGUGUACUGGAGGGCGUUGGUGGUGUUCUUCGGUCCGUUCAUAGCGGCCGGAGUGUUCACUCUGGACACAACGCCGGCCUACCGGUGUAUGUUCGUAGUGCUGAUCAUGUCGAUGUACUGGGUUACGGAGGCAAUCCCCCUCCCGGUAACCUCCAUGCUACCCAUGGUCCUGUUCCCACUGCUGGGAAUUUUGGACACCGACCGAACUUGUAUGAUGUACAUGAAGGAAACGAUGCUGAUGUUCAUCGGCGGUAUCAUCAUCGCGCUGGCCGUCGAGUUCUGCAACCUGCACAAACGGGUAGCCCUGAAGGUUAUCUCGCUGAUCGGGUGCAGCCAGCGGAGGUUGAACUUUGGUCUGAUCACCGUGACGAUGUUCGUGUCGAUGUGGAUCUCGAACACGGCCGCCGUAGCCAUGAUGUGUCCGAUUAUGCAGGCCGUCCUGGAGGAGCUGGAAUCGCAAGGUCUGUGCACAAUGUACGAGCGAAGGAAGAAAACUGGAGAAGAGGAAGGCAUGCUGGGCAACGAUAAGGAGGCAUCUGACGAACCUCUGAAGCCCUCAAAAACGACUAUCUGCUACUUUGUGGGAGCUGCCUACGCGUCAACCCUGGGCGGUUGCGGAACCAUCGUUGGAUCUGGCACCAACUUGACCUUCAAGGGUAUCUACGAGAGCCGUUUCCCCACCGCUCCGGGCAUCGAUUUCCCCAAAUUUAUGUUCUACAACGUGCCCGGUAUGUUGAUCUACACCUUCCUGACGUGGGUCUACCUGCAGUGGCUGUACAUGGGCUUGUUCCGACCAAACAGCCCCGAAGCCAAGGCCGCUGAAAUUGGACCGGAAGGUGAGGCUGUGGCGCGUCGCGUCAUCGAAACCCGCUACAAGGAACUCGGCCCGAUGACGUCCCACGAGAAGAGUGUGGCGUUCAUUUUCGUCGUUGCCGUCGUGCUGUUCUUCACCCGCGAACCGGGCUUCAUCACCGGCUGGGCCGAUCUGCUGCCGGCAGUUAAAAUUAAGGACGCCACCCCAGCGAUGUUCUGCGUGAUUCUGCUGUUCAUGAUUCCGGCCAACUGGCGAUGCUUUAAAUUCCUGAAGCCGAAUCCCGGCCGUCUCCCCACCGAAGCCACCCCCGGUCUGAUCACGUGGAAGUUCAUCCAGCAGAAGGUCCCGUGGAGUUUGAUCUUCCUGCUCGGCGGAGGCUUUGCGCUGGCCGAAGGUGGCCGCGUCUCCGGGAUGUCCACGCUGCUGGGUCAGUCGCUGUCCGGCCUGAAGACGCUGCCCCCGCUGCUGUUGCUGUUCGUGGUUUGUCUCACGGCGCAAACGCUGACCGAGUUCACCUCCAACGUGGCCAUCUGUAACAUCAUGUUGCCCGUGCUAGCCGAAAUGGCCAUCGCGAUCGAGAUUCAUCCGCUGUACCUGAUGCUGCCGGCGGCACUUUCCUGCAGUAUGGCCUUCCACAUGCCGGUGGGAACGCCUCCGAACGCCAUCGUGGCUGGAGUGGGAAACAUUGCCAUCAAGGAUAUGGCCGUGGCCGGUAUUGGGCCAACGAUCUUUACCUUGCUGGUGGUCUGGGGCAGCUUCCCCACGUGGGGUGUCAUCGUGUAUCCCGAGCUGAGCACGUUCCCCGAUUGGGCUCGGCCAACGAAUGUGACGGUGAAUUAGGGACGGAAUUAGAAGCUAGGCAUUAUAUUGGGCCGUGAAAGUUGUUGUCAAGGAAGACAAAAUGGGGUUGGAACCAAAAUUUGUGCCAAAAAGUCGGUCUUGUAAGAGCGUUAAUUUCGGUUAAUUAGUUAGUAAAUCUAAUAAAAGAAAGGCUCAACGAUUGUUGGAUUGAGAUAUCAAAACGCAUAGAUACGUGAAAUUUGAUCCAGCAAAAAUAUUUGUUAGCAAUCAAUUGUUGGCAGCAUAGCGAUGGGAAUAAAUUAAUUGAUCACAACGAAUAGAGUGAGUGAAAUUUGCACAAAACAAAACUGGUUUCAGCUUCCAGCUGAUUUAUGUUGCAACGUUACACAUUUCUUCGAAACAAUCAACAGGCACUGACAAUAUCUAGAAUAGACGGAAAGGCAUUUGAUCAACUGUAUUUGGAAAAAAGCUUUACCAUGCGAUAUAUUGCACGAUGCAUUAUGAACAAAUAGUAAUAUAUUUUGAUACACCAUAACUUUUACACCCGUCGAUUACUUAACAGAGUGAAUGCAGCAAACUUGAUAGAAGAGAACACCGUAAUGAUGCGAAACUCGUCUUCCAGCGACUUAGAAUGUACUCAGACCAGGGCGCAUAGAAAAGGAUGUGUCGAAAGUAUAUGAAUUGCAAAUUACCGAACCAGAACUACUUUGUGAAUAGCAAAAGCAGCAGUAACAGCACAAACACGUUGCUCUAUGUAAACUUAAAACGAUUUAGAUGACAUUUGAUUGUAUAAAUGUAGCUGUAGAAAUUGAAUAUUUUUAUUUUAAAAAUAAAGAAAAUUUUAACUGAAUAAGAA
Culex pipiens pallens (northern house mosquito) is the source of this 3021-nucleotide messenger RNA. RefSeq names its product protein I'm not dead yet-like. Gene Ontology annotation, biological process: monoatomic anion transmembrane transport; citrate transport. Gene Ontology annotation, molecular function: citrate transmembrane transporter activity; succinate transmembrane transporter activity. The coding region runs from base 453 to 2204 and encodes 583 amino acids. Gene Ontology annotation, cellular component: membrane. The record is from RefSeq and is a predicted model, not a curated record. Lineage: Eukaryota; Metazoa; Arthropoda; Insecta; Diptera; Culicidae. The transcript has 9 exons.